AGGAAACCGGCGGAAGUAAGGAAGGACUUGCAUCAGAAACAUGGCUGGCGAAAACGAAACGACGAACCAAAACCAGGUUCAGAACCGUCAGCCCCACUUGUCAAAACAAGAUAUAACAACACUUGUAAAUACUUUGCAUCUUAUACUUUCAGUUAAAGAGUAAUCUUAAGUCCUUAAUUUGUAUUUCCACAUAUGGUUGUAUGCAAUACUGUGUGAUUCUUAGGAUACUUUAUAGGGAAGCGUUAUUCACACAGCUCUGUGAAUAACGUUUAGCGUUAUCGGCAGACCGAAAUCUGUGAAUAACGGCGAGCGUUAUCCACACAGCUCUGUGAAUAAUGUUUAGCGUUAUCGGCAGACCGAAAUCUGCGAAUAAUCAUAUAAUGCAUUAGAUCUAGACUGGUGAAAAAUUAUUGUUGGAUGUAGGCUAUUAAUAUUGGGGUUGAAAUGGCUAGAAAGACUUUGCAAUUGUAUGCUAGUAAUUAGUUUUUGUAGAGUUGCGUUUGUUUUAAAUGUGGUAAAUUAUAGAUUUGUAUUUUGUUGACAUUGUACCGCGCUUCGAGCCUUUGGGGAUGAAGCGUGUUUUUGAAAUGAACUUCAUUAUUAUUAUUAUUAUUAAUAUUACUAUUAGUAUACUGAACCGUCAUGAGUUAUUAUCGAAUUUUUUUCACUAUUAAUUAUAAAAAAAGGGCAAAUUUAUUACUAAUAUUAGUAUGGUAAUAUCUGUAUACCGGUAGUAUAAUAGUAAUAGCCUAUUACUAUACUAAAUAUUAUGCAGUAUAAAGUAUAUACACAAUUGUAGUAUAAGUAAUAUACUUAGUUACUUAGCUUAAUCAGUAUACGCAUACAUGGGCGCCCGCAGAAAACUUUCGGGGGGGGGGGGAUCGAUUAACUUUCUGGGGGGGGGGGCAAAAUUUGUUAGCAAUGUUUUAAUAUAGUCUUAAUUUACUGUAGCGUAUUUGUAUGGUGAACGAACGGACAGGACAGGACAUCAGCUUAGUUACUUUCUCUUUAUUUUCUCUUUACUUUAAUACAUUUUUUGUCUAAAUUUUUCCAAUCAAUCUAAGGGGGGGGGGGGUAAGUGCCCCCCACUUGCCCCUAACUGCGGGCGCCCAUGUACGCAUACAAAUUUAUUAUUGGGUGAUAAUUAGUGGGUCUAUAAUGCAGAGCGUUAUUGUUAGACAGAAAUGAUCACAUAAGUACUCACAUUUCUAGAUCACAUUCCAAGCCGAGGUGGGGGUGUAGUUUUAAGUAGUGUAGGAGAUUUGGAUCUUUAAAGAAUCUUUAAUGAGUAUGGCACAAGCACAUUUCAUAACCGAAGCUAUGCACAAAUUAAAUUUUAAAAAUUUAAUAGGCCUAACUAUAGCCUAUAUAUUGGAUAUAGGACAGUUAGUUGUGCCUACAUCUGCUCUGUUAGGGGCCAACACAGGGUCUAUUCGACCUAUAGAGUGUUACUAAUAGAUCCAGUCAAACCUCCUACUCCUAGACAUAACUAAUUUUCUGGUAUUUCAUAUUAAAUAUUAUACCAGUAAUAAAAAUUGUACCCGUACCGGUAUUCUUCGUGUAGACUCACUUUCACCCAUUGUAGAGAGGUCUUAAAAUGAUGUCAAAGCUUGAUAGGGUAUCGUUUAGUGUUUUAAAAGCCCUAUGAUAUAUCACCUAGUCUAGAAUUGUUCUGUCAGGAAUAGCCCAUGCAGAGAGGUGGCUGCAUCAGGUGGCCAUGUGAGAGAUGGGGAGGGGCAUAUUGGCCCUACAUUGAUAAUAACAGAAUGUAAUCCUGUUAAAGUUUAAGGCUAGUAUUUUUUCCUCAUCCUUGAGCGUGUCCCUUAGUCUACCCAGCUCUGGCAUUAGCUGGUCAAAAGUAAAGCUGGCUGGUUAUUGCGCUGGCCAUACACUCAAACUUGUAAACGCUGCUUCAAUUUCCCCAUGGGUAGGCCAAUAUGAUCUGAAGGGGAACUUUACUUCCCCAAGACUCGCAAUGCAUCCUACGACAAGCAAGUUUCCAACAAAUUUUUUAAUGCUUUUUUUUGUAUUUAGACCCAUAGUUACAACAGUGACAGUAUGACUUUUUGUUUUUAGACCCAAGUUACAACAGUGACAGUAUGGCUUUUUGUUUUUAGACCCAUAGUUACAACAGUGGGAGUAUGGCUUUUUGUAUUUAGACCCAUAGUUACAACAGUGGCAGUAUGGCUUUUUGUUUCAAUUAUCAACAUUUUUUUGACAAGAGCUAAAAUUGUUGAUGUCAAUGAUAUUGAUAUGUUUUAAGUACGGUACCGGUAUCUUCAUUUCAUUGUCAUCACUAAGUGUUAUUUCAACUAUUUCUGGAGCGGCAUAUUGUGUCCCUACUUAUUAUGAUACUUAUUAGAAAAUAAAAUGAAACAAAUAAAACGUGACAUAUUUUUUCAGCUAAACAUUAAUACACAACUCUGUGAUCUAAAAUAUUUGAAUAAGUAAGUUAUUAAUAAGUAUUUGUUUAUUAGAGAAAAAACAAAUGGAUGUUAAAGUCUAUGAGUGGAAUUAUACAAAGAAAAUUAAACAGUCAAAAGAGCUAAAAGUAUAGUAAGUUAUUAAUAAGUAUUUGUUUAUUAGAGAAAAAACAAAUGGAUGUUAAAGUCUAUGAGUGGAAUUAUACAAAGAAAAUUAAACAGUCAAAAGAGCUAAAAGUAUAUCACAAUGUACAGUUAGCACAGCUGUAUCUGACUUAAACAUGGUUUAUGCGGCUGAUCUGCAUAUUGCAUGUCCAUGUUGUUUACAUUUUUUUAACGAAACUUGAAUGAACAUUCUAACAAAAUAGAUUGAAACUUGUAACAUAAGUAACAAAACUAUAUGAAAAUAACAAUAAAACUAUGUGAACAGAAAAAGAAAGCUAUAGGAAGAAUAUUAUUAUAAUAUAACACUACGAAAUAACCAUUAAAUAUUUUGUUUUUAAAUUUUAUUUAUAAAAAUGAAGCUUCCCCGACUGGGAAUCGAACCUAUGUCUGCUGGGUGACGGACGGAGACACUGACCACUACUCUACCGAGGAGAUGUGUAUAAAGAACUUUUGUACUUUAUAUUCAUUAAUUAAUUUAUCACAUUCUGUGAAUAACGUUUAGCGUUAUCGGCAGACCGAAAUCUGUGAAUAACGGCGAGCGUUAUCCGCAUAGCUCUGUGAAUAAUCACUUCGUACUUUAUAGUACUCAGAACAUUCAAAUUCAGUCUUUAACUUCAUUUCUUCAUAGUUUUAUUAAAAUUUUAAGAUAAAUGUACAUUUAAUGACAUGGGUUUAACCAAGAGUUGUCUCAACCUAAGCACAGUGAUGUCACUUGGGGAAUCUCAACACUGGACUUAGGGUGGCUGGACCAACGAUUGGACUAGAACCACCAGAAUGAUAACUUUCCUGUUUUUCCCUGAGCAUUGACAUCAGUAGGGACCUCGGUAUCGACCGGAAAUACCCGAAAAAAGGGUAUCGUAUUUUCGUUGUCAUUAUGGCGACCUCUACUUUUUAAUUUACUGAGGGUAUCGUUGUUUCGCGUCUCAUAAUUGAUUUUUAGCAUAAUAAUAUAAUUUUACUUCCGCCAAUUACUUAAAGCCGACAUCUUUCCUGUUAUAUUAAGAGUUCGUUUGAGUUUUUGGGUCAAGAUUAAAGCUUUGAAAAUUGAAGUUAAAAAUUGGUCAACUUCACUCAAGAAUUACUUUUGUUAAAAAAUGCGCUCUUAAAUAAAAAUACUCCGCUCUUUUAGUUUAUAUGUUCAUUUAAAACAUAUCCAAAAUUCAUGAGUGUAGACCAUGGGUGGGCUUCAAAAACAAAUUUCCAAGAUGUCAUUUUUUUAGGCUAUGUAAUUUGUCAUCAUGGCCACCGUGCUUGUCUGCUUAUUUCCAAUUAUCGAUAGCAGCCGUGGGGUAAUUAAUAAUUCAUUAAUUUGGUUAUCCAGAGUAUAAAUGGGAAAUAUAACUAAUAAUAAAUCAUUUUAUAUAAAUAAAAAAUGUUUUAUAACAUAAAUAAUUAUUAUUGGCUUAUUGAAUAUCAGUGAUUUUAAUUUUUGGGUUGGUUGCCAUGGACCUGGCUGACACUGACAUGGGAAUGAUAAGCUCUUGUCUUUGACUUAGAUAGUGAUAGGCUUAGUUUAAGUAUUAUAAUAGUAUUUAUACUAUUAUAAAUGAUUUAAGGAGUGGGAUAAAUAGCUUUUAUUACAACUAAUAUAUUUAUCAUUUAUAUUAGUUUAUAUAUUUAUAGAUAAAUAUUUAUUUGUAUAUAUAUAAUAUAUAUAAUGACCAUUAGGCAUUAGGCUAGAGGCCUUGUAUACAUAUAAUAUAGUAUAAUACAAAGUAUACUAUAUCAGGGUUAAGGCCUAGACCCAACCCAACUAAUUUGUAGGGCCUAUUAUAAUAAAUUAUAUUUAAUGAUAUUUUAGGAUAUGUAAUAAAAUUUUAAUGAAUAUUGUGAUUCUUACUUAAGUCAUAAACUAAGUAAAACAUUUUGAAAUAUUCACUUACCUUUGGUAUUGAAAUAGCCUAUAUUUAAUCACAUAUCACAAUAUUCCACAAGAGAAUUAUUAUAUAAUCUUCGGUUUCUCAAAGAAAAAACACACUUUCUGGCACUACAAUCCAAGAAUUACUUAAGAUAUUAUUAAAGAACAGUCAUAAUAACCUGUACUUACCUCUAGUAAAUGACUAGAACUUAUUUUAUUAACAUCUAAAGUCAAAGUUGAUUCUAAUAAUACAUGUGGAUUUGUAAAACAAGAUUACAAACUUAAAAUAAAUGACAUGUUGAUUGUUUUGUCAUACUCAUAGGAAAAAUAUAAUAUAUAGUAUACAUAUGUAGAAAAUGGUAAAAUAAAAAGUGUAAUUGUCAAUUUUAAAUAAAUAAAACAAAUAAACCCUUUAUUAUUUGUUUAUGCUUAUAAAUGCUAAACAAUUCCACAGAAAAUCUGCAAUUAAUAUCUAAAGAAUAUUAUUAUUAUUAUGAUUGUUGGGAAAUUAAAACAAAAUUUUAAUUAAUUAAUUACAAAUAAGUGAUGAGUCAGCAUUUUUAUACAUUUUUAAUAGGCAAAUAAUAAAGUUUUUUUUUUUAAUAUUUGUGUCACAUUAACAAAAACUAAUGUAUAUUUUGUGGCUUUAUUUAGAAGUACUCUUAUUUAACUAUGUUCCCUGUAAAUGUUAUAUUUUUGUCUCAUUUUAUAAUAAAGUUAUAGGCGUUAAAAAAAAAGCAAAAUGAGGGUCACAAAUGUGGAGGAAAAUCCCAUAGUAAAAAAGUGGUUUUGAGGUCCCUACGAAAAAAUUCAUAACUUUUGAACCACUUGAGCUAGAAAGUUAUGCUUGGUGUUUUUGUAAUCUAUUCUCCAGGCUCUAUACAGCUGUAGUAUUUUUAUAUUUUUAAAAAUGUUUUGAAAUUUUCAUCAAAGUGGCUAUCAUCAGAAACAUAAUCGGUACAUGCAUAGAGAUUGUCCCAUCCUUUUCCCCAUGGCCGUUGUUAAGAACUUGAAUGUGUUGUGUGAUUGCGUGUUGUUUUGAGAGUAUUUGGGUAGAUGUUGUUACUAAAUGUUUGAAAUUUUGUUACGUAUUGCGCGAAAGGGGAUGUGACGUAGAUUAUUGUGUGUUGUGGUCUUGUGAGCAAUGGCAGUUGAAGCUCUACCUUAGUUAUGUAAUAAAGAUAUUUAAUAUGAGACUAAUGGUUUGUGAGUAUAUAUAUAAUAUAAUUAAACCCCUAGACAACAAAGCAGACGAACCUUUUAAGUAAGACCUGAUUCGUAACAGCCGUCAUCUUGGUAGCCACAACCUGUAAAAGGUCACGGGUAAUGGCAACCAAGUUGGCAGUCGUGUAAAAAUAAAAUAUCUCGUGUCUGCUAAAAUUAGGAAUAAAAUGUUAAAAUUUAAUGAAAAUAUGUCAGAUAAAUUUUGCGGUCAGCUUAGCUACUUUAUUGUAUCCCUCUCACGUCUGCUAAAAUUUAGGAAUAAAAUAUUAAAAUUUAAUGAAAAUAUGUCGGAUAAAUUUUGCGGUGAGCUUAGCUACUUUAUGGUAUCUAGGGGUGUGCCGGAUCCGGAUUUUCUUAUGCGAAAUCCGCCGGAUUCCGGAAUAAUCCGGAUUCCGGUUUCUCCCAGAUUCUGGAUUUUGGUACUAUUGGUAGAUACUUCGGUAAGUCAAGGUGGACUACUACUUUUUGUGUAUGGGAAUUCGCAAUCGGCGCCAAAAAAUCUGAGUUUUUAAUUUUCCGAUGUGUGUGUCUAUUUAUUAUUAAAUUAGUACUUUUGAUAUAUAUUUGAGUUCCGUUCCAUUUGGAUAUGUGUCUUACGAGAGACGCCAUGUUUCUACGCGUUCGCAGCAGGUCAUGCAGCUCGCUCAACCUAAUUUCGCCAUGGGGUUGGCCACGCCCCCCUUUUUAAUGGCGGAAGUUGACGAUACUUAGGAAAUAUUAAUAUAUUAUCACUAUUUACAUCAAAAUAAUUGAUAACUUGUGUUUCAGAAUGCAUUUAAAGACAUUUAAACUGGAAUGUUUUAAUUUGAGCUUUAACAACCCGGUAGAAUCCAUAUUAUAAAUGAUCAGAAUUUACCGUGUGCAACACGUUGUCAUUGGCAACCAUUCACAGCCACUUGCAUAACUGUAUCGUAGUACUACCUCAGAGUUUCAUUCAUAAGAGUUUGCCGUGUGCAAAAACUAUUAAACCAUUGGUCAGGGAAAGCUUUAAUUAAUUAUUCAUGUGCCAAAGUUGAAAGUUUAAACUAAGUCUAAACAGUAUUUUAGUGAUAAGGCAGGGAAUGCGUUGCCUUAUAUAAACUAUAUAGUCAUUGCGCAUGACGGGAUUGGCGGAAUGAGAUCACAGAAUGUGGAGAUGCAGUCCAUGUUAAAAAAUGACAAACCAAGUCGUACUUUAAAAAUUCAUAACUUUAAAACUACAACAGCUAAAAAUAUGAUUUUGGUGUUAUAAUUCUUUAAAAAAUUACAUCUUUUCAACUAUGCCAUUGGUUUAUUUUUACAAAAAGUUUAAAUUUUCUUAUCAAAGUCCCUACACUAUUGGCCACUAUUAGCGGUGCUGACUCUAGCCUCUGGUAUGUACGGAAUAUUAAACAUUAAACAAGCUCAACGCUCGAAACAAUCGAUUAAUGUAUCGUGAUCGUGUGGAAUUCGGGAAAGAGAAUUACUUUUAUUUCAGAUUAUGAUCCGGUGAGUCACAAAAUCUGGCAAAUUCCGAAAUCCGGUAUAUUCCGGAAUCCGGUUGUUCCGGAUACAUGUAAAUCCGGCGGAACCGGAUUUCACCGGAUAGUGCAAAAUCCGGCGGACUCCGGCACACCCCUAAUGGUAUCCCUCUAGAUGUGGCAAGAAGUGUUGGCGUAAACAACCUAUGGUGGAUCCCUUUCCUCCCGUACUUUCAGACAUUACACAUGCAAAAUAAUUAUAAAUUAAUAAAUUAAUAUUAAUGAAAACACAAAUUAGUUUCAUAGAAUACACAUUAACACACUUUAUUCAGGUUCCAUCGAAAAAAAUAUCCAGAAAAUAAAUAAAAUACAAUUACAAACCCAUGGUCAAAUAUGGCACAGACCUGAUUUUUUAACAAAUGAUAUCAAUAAAAGCGAUUUGUUUCUAAAUUUAGAUGGCUUUCUGAUCCUCAACUUGGUUAUUUUGAGCGGACAAAUAGGAUUUAAGUUUUUUGUUGUCGACCGUUCAGUUUAUUGCACCACCAGUUUUGAAUGUGUGCCUUGUGCAAAAAUAAUUCUUUUGUAAAUCCGGUGGAAAAAUUUUUCAAAAACCUGUAUGGCUGUAAAACUUAUCAAACUUAUUAAAACUGUACAAAGUACAGGUAAACCAUACCAGUACCAGGUUGGCAUGUGUGCCAGUUGAUAAAAGAAGCAUGGCUUAGCCUACUUAAUUUAUUCAAGUUCAAGAGAAAAUUUUAAUUGAAAUGUUAGAAAAUAAUUUCCAAAAUGAAAUAGGUGACUUGCCUAGUGAAUUGGACAUUAAGUUAUACUACAUUGUAGUUUACUGUACUGAUUUGUUCAUGAUUUAGAUUAAAAAUACCGUAGUUAUUUCUUCUACCUCUAACAAGUUUGUCUACUACUUCUACUACCAGCAAAGUCUUGUUAAAACAUUAUUUUUCCUCAGGAUGUUAAAUCAUUGACCCCUCUAUCGCCUGAUGUUAUUAGUAGACAGGCAACUAUAAAUAUAGGUAAGUUUAUUAAACCAUUAAACCCGAAAGUUGCAACUUUCAAUUUAAGGGCAGUGAUGCUGUAAACGGUGUGUAAUAGAGGGCACUGCCACAGCUACAUGUCUAGCCCUAGAAGGGGCCAUUCAUAAAUGAUGUAACGCAUAAAUGGGGGGGGGGGUGUCCCCACAAAUUUGUGAAGUUGUAUUAUGAGGAUGUCUUUAAAAUCCCCCCACCCCCAAAUAAACAAAAGAUGGCCCCUUAUAGCUUUGUUUUCCACACAUCAUCAUUGUGACAUCUCACCUAAAUAAGGCAAUAUGUUUCUAAUAAAUGUCUAAGAAUCAUAGAUAGAUUUUCAUUAAUUGUAAAGUAAUGUUUUUAAUGUAUAAUAUAAUAAUAAUGGCCAUUAAUUUCUAAGUGUGCUUUAUUUUUAUUAUUCAUAUAAAGUUCCAAUCUUUUCUUUUAUUUGUUUAUAAUAAUCUCUGCAGCUUGGUGGCAAUGAGACAUAUUUAUGAGCUGUUUAAAAUAGAAAUGACAUCCUGUCUUUAUUUGCAGGAACCAUUGGCCAUGUAGCUCAUGGAAAGUCCACAGUUGUAAAAGCCAUAUCUGGUGUACAGGUUAGACACACACAUUCAUAUUUUAUUGGCUUCAGUAUGUGCUUAAAUGUCAUUCUUCAUUGCAACUCAUAAUAAAAUUUGAAACAUAAAAAUUAAGUUGCUUAUGUACUUUAAUAAUAAACUUGUAAAAUUAAAAGAAAAUUAACUUACAAAAAAUUUAACUUAUGCAAAUCUGAAAGACAUUUACCAUUAAUAUAUUAAGAGAAUUGCCUAACUUUGCUCUUUUCUUCACUAUUUUAAUUUAGUUGAUUUUUUAAAAAAAUAAUUUUAAAUGUUUAUUUUAUUUUAGACUGUCAGAUUCAAGAAUGAACUUGAAAGAAAUAUUACAAUUAAGCUAGGUUAUGCUAAUGCAAAGGUAAUUUUUUUUCUUUCCAUUUUUAUGUGGUCUGUGUGUAUGUUUGGGUAAAUCACUUUCAAAGUCCCCGUCCCCACCUUUUUUUUUUAAAAAAAAAACUAAAUUAUUUUUCCCAAAGUUAUACUUGCCUUUUUUUUGUUAAUUUUUUAUUUUUUAUUUUAUGCUAAUGCAAAGUUAAUUUUUUUUCUUUCCAUUUUUAUGUGGUCUGUGUGUGUGUUUGGGUAAAUCACUUUCAAAGUCCCCGUCCCCACCUUUUUUUUUAAAAAAAAAAACCAAAGUAUUUAUCCCAAAGUUAUACUUGCCUUGUAUUUGUCAAUUGUAUAUUUUUUAUGAAACUUUGUGUUAAUGAUAUUAUUUCUUACUGGUUUAUCAAUAAAUAAAUUUACCCUUAAUUACUUUCUGAAUCAUUAACAUUGCCAUAUUUUCCUCACAUUUCCCAAAUUAUAAUAUUUAAAAUAUUCCAGGCACUCUCGUAAAUUAAUUUUUGUUUCCACCAUGCAGAUCUAUCAGUGUGAUAAUGAAACCUGUCCAAGACCAGAUAGCUAUAGAUCUUGUGGUAGUGCUAAAGAUGACUCAUUCGUUUGUGACAGACAAGGCUGUACAGGAAGAUUCCGACUAAAAAGGUUUGUGCAGCAUGCUCAUCAUGUUAGACUAUUGAACUAAAUACAUAAAAUAUUUCAUUUUCUCGGGCAUGGCAAUUCUAUUUUUUCACAUCUCUAUAUCCAAGUUUUCUUUUUUUUUCUGUCUUUAUUUAGGCAUGUGUCCUUUGUAGAUUGCCCUGGUCAUGACAUUCUUAUGGCCACUAUGUUGAACGGAGCAGCUGUUAUGGAUGCCGCCCUUCUUAUGAUUGGUAGGUAGACCUUUAGCUUAUUAACUAACAUACAGACAGCUCAGAAAUUUAGUAACUGUGGCCUCGAGCUAUGACUUACCCCAAGCAGUAUUAAAUUAUUGAAAUCAUUUAAAUAAAUUUUUUUCCCAAAAAUAUCCUGUGAACUUAACAAGUACCUGUAUUAUAUUUUUAAAUACUUGGUAUUGACUUUGCUUUUGUUCAUGGGUGGGUGGCAGGCAAAAGCUUUGGACGUUAAAUUGGCCCUCUUCCCGUCGAGUUAUUGAGCUGAUACAUAGACUCACGCCCAAUAACAACACAUUUUAUCAAAUUUUCAGCAAAUUGUUUGAGAUUUCAUUUUAUACAAAAAUCGAGCUAUGACUUACCCCAAGCAGUAUUAAAUUAUUGAAAUCAUUUAAAUAAAUUUUUUUCCCAAAAAUAUCCUGUGAACUUAACAAGUACCUGUAUUAUAUUUUUAAAUACUUGGUAUUGACUUUGCUUUUGUUCAUGGGUGGGUGGCAGGCAAAAGCUUUGGACGUUAAAUUGGCCCUCUUCCCGUCGAGUUAUUGAGCUGAUACAUAGACUCACGCCCAAUAACAACACAUUUUAUCAAAUUUUCAGCAAAUUGUUUGAGAUUUCAUUUUAUACAAAAAUCUUUGUUUUGAGGGGUUGUUCAAUAAAUCCUUUAUAUUAACUUCGCUAUUGUUUGUGGCAGGCAAAAUCUUCGGCAGGCCAAUUGACCAACUUCCUGUCAAUCAAUUGAGCUGAAAAUUGGCUAAUUGACUCGUUGGCAUUGACAACACAUUCUUUAAAAAAUUUUAGCCCCAAACCACAACCCCAAUAUUGUUCCUGUUUUUCAAGUGGAAGAUAAAGGAAAUAUGAUGCCACUGGUUUCACUCAGGAAAUAAAAUUCCAGAUAACUGCGCAUAAUGAGAUUCUUUAAAAGACAACAUUGCGUUUAGUGCAUAAUAUUUUCUUUAUUUUUUUCUGGAAUAGUCGAUAAAAUAUAGCUAUGGUGUAAAAGCGGGUGGGUCAUUAAAAUAUUAAUAUAGUUCAUGGGUAUGAAAAAAAAUGUGCGGUUGCAAGCUUUGGAGAGGGAGCACUAAUUGAAAUUCUUAUAAAAUGUGUUACUUGUAUGCAUGUUUUGUGAAAUUUUCAGCCCCACCAUUAAGAAAUGUGUGGUUGGGAGCGGGGGUGGGGGGAGCAAUAUGGAUUCUUAUAAACAGAAUUAAAUAAAAAAAUAACUUGGCUGUAAUAAAACUACAUAACAAGUGUUAUUUUACUUAAUUCUGAUUUUACUGUUGUUUGUUGAUGAACACUUGUUCAUUGUUUUGUUGCGUUCUUUUUUUCAGGUUUUCCCAUACUUGGUUUCACUCAUUUCCAUUUGUCUCUUCAAUAUAAAGUAAUAUACUUAUAAAUAUUGUGAUGGAUGGAAAAUCUUCUGGUUUACACAUUCCAUUCUGUCUCACUAGUACUGGUACAUUUCAAGUCUGCUGAUAGAAUGCACUGACAACGAAACACAUUCCAUUCUGUCUCACUAGUACCGGUACAUUUCAAGCCUGCUGAUAGAAUGCACUGACAACGAAACACAUUACCGUACAUUUUUUUUUAAACAAUAGUUUAAUUUUUAUUUUGUAGCCGGCAAUGAAUCUUGUCCACAACCUCAAACAUCGGAACAUCUGGCAGCUGUAGAAAUCAUGAAGCUGAAGCACAUCCUCAUCCUUCAAAAUAAAAUUGAUCUUGUCAAAGAAUCACAAGCCAAAGAACAGUAUGAACAGAUUCAAGCUUUUGUUAAAGGUGCCGGUUUUUUUCAUUCUUUUUUUGUGUGUGUUAAUGUUUUGAAAUUGAUUUUAUGUAUAGAAAAAACGAUUUCAUGGUAACUGAUAUAGCUUUAAAAAAAAGUAAGUUUAAUUUGCAUCCAGUGUAAAUUUUUAAAAUGUCUUUAAGUACCCUGUAUGCUUAAUUUAACUAUACUGGGUACAUAGUUUUUGGGGUUAAGUUGGUAGAUUGUAAAAUAAUAGCAUUAUAAUAAUUUAUAAGCAUAAUAUCGGUACCGGUUAUAGAAAAUGAAAAAAAAAUGGAAUUGUAACAGAACAUAACAAGAAAAAGACAAUAUUUGAGGUAGUAUCUGUUUAAAAAAAAUUAUUUGAAAUUAGUGAAAUCUGCUUUAUUUGAAAUGUUUUUUCAAACUAAUUAUCUACAGUGUUUACUUUUCUAAGGAAAACCUUUAAAAACUACAUAAAAAGCAUGUGUGACCCAAAGCAAAGAUAUUAGUAAAUGACUCCAUACCAAAUUUUAUGCAAUUUAAGUUUUGGAUGUUGCAUUGACUUUUACAUGGAAUUCACCUGAUGUAGAAUUUAGAAUGAUACAAAACCUAUUAGUAAAGUUAAACUUUUUAUGUAAUGGACUGGGAACCAUAACUAAACAAAAAAAAUGUUUUGUAGGAACUGUUGCUGAAGGUGCUCCAGUUGUUCCAGUGUCUGCACAGCUUAAGUACAAUAUAGAUGUAAUUUGUGAGUACAUCAUCAAGCGCAUCCCGGUGCCAGUUAGGGAUUUCUUGUCAGAGCCAAGACUCAUUGGUAAGUUGUUUUGCAACAGAUUAAUUUAAUUAAAUAGUAAUUUAAAUAAUUAACUCAUUCCCACAGCUGCGACUAAAUGCAUCUUACGAGAGUCACGACUGUUGUGUCCUGGUACAUCUCUCUCAUUGUUAUUUAAACAAAAGGAUGCCAUUUUGAGACUUCUAGUGUGCACGUUUUUCAAUCUAGUUGUGAUAUCUAGGAUGUGCUGGCCCAAAGUGUAAAAAUGUUUGUGUUUUUUGGCCUUGUUCGUUAUUCUUUCUGUAACUGUUAUAAUUUUUUAAAACUUUAUUUAUUUCUGGGUACAUUUGUCCUUCAUUUGUUGAAAUUAAUUAAUAUUUAGCAGCUAAAAUAAAUUCCCUUUAUUCAGGAAUGUGGAUUAAAUCAGGAGAAGCAUAGAUGUAAGGAAGUGCUUUAUUGAGUAUUUUUGUACUGAAAAUUACCCGCCAAAUAUCUGGGAAGUGCAUUUGUAGUAUUGCCUUUGGUCUGUAAGGUAUAGUGCUAUAAAAUGACUCAUGUGCCCCACUAAUACGGUACAGGAAAAUAAAAGUUUUUUACUUGGUCAUCUAAUGAGCAAUAAGUUUGAAUGUGUCAGGCACCGGUUGGAGACAAUCACUAUGUCUUCUGCUAAUUGAAUGUGUCAGGCACAGGUUGGAGACAAUCACUAUGUCUUCUGCUAAUUGAAUGUGUCAGGCACAGGUUGGAGACAAUCACUAUGUCUUCUGCUAAUGAAUUUGAGGUGGAGACUGUUCAUCUUACCUGCUAAAAUUUAUACACCUUAUGGUAGAAGGUUGCUCUUGUUUUAUCUCUAUCACCUAUAGUAGACCUGUUAACUCUUAGGAUGUUGGUGUACAGUGCAUGACUUUGAAGUAUCUUUUGCAGUUUUUCACCAAGACCUGUCACAGCUACGAUUUUAAGAAACUGGGUUAAAAAUAUAUACAUUCUGGUAGUUUUUCAGAUUAAAAAAUUAUCAUUAAAAAAGUCAAUUUUUGAUUGUUAGUUUUAACCUGCUGUCUACAUCCAGCAGUGAAUGGAGCGAGAAAUACGAUUGUUUUGGGACCUAAUAUUAUGUUUGCCCUGAGAAGGGAAGGGGGGUGGUGAUUUAGGAGAUUGGUGGGGGGGGGGGAGGCGGGGGUUUACGCCAGCUUAACUCAACUCCACCAGACACCUGAUGCGAGCAGUUAUUUUACUUGUAUAAUACAUUAUAUAUAUACUGAUUUAUUUACCAUUAAGAUGCUGUAUUGUACGAUUUUGCGGAGUUGGAUGGUAAACAGGUCUGCUAUAGGGGUCUACUCUCCUUUUACUACCCUUCAUUUGGGUAAGCUUAGGGGUUGUACUUUCUGAGCAUGCCCCCUCAAUGCUUGGCCCACUAUUUUAAAAAAUUUAUUGAGUGAUGACAAGUUGAAUGGAAGCAUAUAGUAUAGGUAGGACUAAAUAUCCAGUUUUGGAAUUUCAUUUAAAGUGCUUGAGAUUAUUUAUAUCUAAAAUUGCAGUGAUUAGAUCUUUUGACGUCAACAAGCCUGGAUGUGAAGUGGAUGACAUCUUGGGGGGUGUUGCAGGUGGAUCUAUACUCCGAGGAGUGCUAAAAGUAAGUGACUCUUCAUUUUUUAUUUUGACAUCUAUUUUUUCAUAAUUUUACUUAUAAUGGAAAAUAAAUAUUAUUAUAUCUAUAUUUUAGGUAAACCAAGAAAUAGAAGUACGACCUGGUGUUGUCUCCAGAGAUCAGGAUGGAAAAUUAACUUGUCGGCCUAUACUGUCUAAAAUUAUAUCACUCUUUGCUGAACAGAAUGAUUUGCAAUAUGCAGUGCCUGGUGGAUUAAUAGGUAUGUUAAAAAUAGUAUUUCCUUUGAACUAUGUCAGAAAAAUUAUACAGAUUGAAUUUUAAAACUAUAUAAUGGUAAGAUAUUACUCUAUGAUUUAUGUUAUAGAUGUAAUAGUUUUGGUGGGUUGUUUGGUUUUUGUUUUUAAAAAAAAAUAGGUGAGGGGUGUAAAUUAUUGUUCAAAUAAAUUGUACAUCUUGUUUGUUUUUUUUUAAUCUAGGUGUAGGUACAAAAAUGGAUCCUACCCUUUGUCGUGGUGAUCGCCUGGUUGGACAAGUAUUGGGUGCAGUUGGGGCAUUACCUGACAUUUUCACUGAACUUGAAAUUUCAUUCUUUCUUUUGAGAAGGUUGCUCGGUGUUAAGACAGAGGGAGACAAGAAGGGUGCUAAAGUAGGUUUAAAGAAUCAUCUUUUAACAGUAAUAUCGAAACCUGGGUGAAAUAUCUGAAUUUGAAACGAACACAUCUACAUACAACUAGAACUUGUCAAAUUGUACAAGCACUCUUUAAAAAUGAGUCUUUGAGUAAAGUCAAAAUUGUCUCAUUUAAAAACUAAUUUUUUUUUUUUUUAAAGUUUUACCAAGUUGUCCAAAAGUAGCUUUAAUUUAAAAUGAAUUUCUCUUCAGUUAGUAAAUCCUUUUUGAAUUAGUAUACUAUCUCUUCCAAUACCGUGGUUGUUUGUUUUCCCCAUAGGUUCAAAAAUUAAGCAAGAAUGAGAUAUUGAUGGUCAACAUUGGAUCUCUUUCCACUGGUGGUCGUGUUUUGGCUGUUAGGGCUGAUUUAGCAAAGAUUGGCCUUACCUCGCCUGUGUGUACAGAGGUUGGAGAAAAGAUUGCACUGAGUAGACGUGUGGAGAAACAUUGGAGGCAAGUUAAUUACAAAAUUCAUUAACAGUCUGCUGGAUAUUGAGCUUUUCAGUACACUUUUAACUUAUGAAGAUAAUUGUCCGAUCUAAUGAGAAAUUUUCAUUCACCUUUUUUCAGAUUGAUUGGCUGGGGUCAGAUACGGAGAGGAGUGAAGAUAACGCCAGACAACUAGAGACUGUUUGAUGAUGGAUGUAAUGUAACUACCAUACAGUUAUGCAUAUUGUGUUUACAUUAAGUACUAAGGAGAAUAAAGAAGUUCAUGUUAAAAGUGUGUAUCACUUAUAACAUUUCUUAUACUGCUGUUUCUCAAAUCUUUUGGAACAGAAUUACUUUUAUGUAAUAAAAAAUAAAAUUCUUCUGCUAUUAAAAACAAAAAAAUGCAGUUGUGAUCUAAAGAAAAUAUUGGUGAUGUCGUUAUUUUGAAUCAUGGUCAACUUUUUGGGUGCAAUAUCUACCUUCAGAGUUAACUAAUUCAAUAAUUAUUUAAACUAUAUUUACUACAAGCAAAAAGAUAAAAUUUCUUUACAUUUUGAAUUAUUAGAAAAUAAAUCAGAAAUGAAUGAUUGCUGUACCAUAGUGGCACAUAGUACCAUAGUGUAUGUACUCUGUGUGAGUAUAAAUUAUUAAAUGUCUUUGAAUGGCAUAAUGUGGUAUUGUGUAUGAAAUUAAAAUUAUUGUCUCUAGAAACUCUUGUAUUCUUUUAUUGCAAAGAAUGUUUGUUUGAAAUAUGAAGUCAACCUUUUCUGGACGACAACGUCAAUUCUUUGAAAUAUUCAAUUUAUAUUUCACAGGUAAAGAAAGCAUUAUUUGCA
Lymnaea stagnalis (great pond snail) is the source of this 15983-nucleotide messenger RNA. NCBI's taxonomy places the organism in Eukaryota, Metazoa, Mollusca, Gastropoda, Lymnaeidae. The record is from the annotation of a GenBank genome assembly.